UUUUCAAAUUUGUCGCCAGUUCCGGCGCCCGUACACCCAAUGUCACAGGGACCGGAACACGGAAGCCAGAUGCCGACAUCGGCCGGAGGAGAUGGCCGGGGAUGCUACAGGGGACACAUCGCGGGAGCGAAGGACAAGGUAAGUGCUGUAGGGAAUCCCUGUGCAGCGCCGCAUGGUAAGCCCGAGUGUAGCUCGGGGGUUACCGCUUUUGGUACUGAAACUCUACCCCGAGCUACACUCGGGAAUACCGCUAGGGAGGUUAAAGGAACAUUGGGGGAGAUUGACUAAAACUGGUGCAAUUAGAAUCUGGUGCAGCUGUGCAUGUUAGCCAAUCAGCUUCUAACUUCAGCUUCUUCAGUUAAGCUUUGGCAAUAAAACCUGAAAGCUGAUUGGUUCCUAU
Molecule: messenger RNA, 400 nt
Organism: Staurois parvus
Lineage: Eukaryota; Metazoa; Chordata; Amphibia; Anura; Ranidae
Source: the annotation of a GenBank genome assembly